Molecule: messenger RNA, 579 nt
Organism: Heteronotia binoei (common prickly gecko)
Lineage: Eukaryota; Metazoa; Chordata; Lepidosauria; Squamata; Gekkonidae
Exons: 2
Biological process (GO): DNA integration
Molecular function (GO): nucleic acid binding
Source: RefSeq, a predicted model, not a curated record
AUGGCGCAAUCGGUCGGCGCCCAGAAAGACGAACUAUCCACGCACAAAGGCUACCUACUAUGGGGCAACAGAGUCGUCAUCCCCAAACCCUUGCAAGACCAAGUGCUGAGAGCCCUGCACGAGGCACACCCGGGCAUAGUCCGCAUGAAGGCUCUCGCACGGAGCUAUGUCUGGUGGCCCGGCCUCGAUGCAGAAAUUGAGGCUUGGGUUAAAAGGUGCCCGACGUGCCAGGUGUCAAGGCCUGACCCCCCACGUGGCCCAGUGCAAUCAUGGGAAUCCACCAAAAACCCCUGGUCAAGACUGCAUAUGGACUUUGCUGGCCCCUUCCAUGGGCGGACUCUACUCAUACUAGUGGAUUCAUACUCCAAGUGGUUGGAGGUGGUCCAGGUGCCCUCGCCAUCGUCGCAGGUGACCAUCAGGGCUCUGAGGGCCAUCUUUGCAACCCACGGUUUGCCGGAGACCAUCGUCACCGACAACGGCACAGCAUUCACGUCCGCAGUGUUCCAGGACUUCUUGGCCAGGAACCUCAUCAGGCACAUUCGCUCUGCCCCGUUUCAUCCAGCCACCAACGGCCAGGCA